CUUUGGAUGCGUGUGCGCGGUCACGGGGAGCGUGCGUGUGCGCGCCGUGUUGACGGACGCGAGUGACUGAAGAGGCAACAUGUCCACCGCAGCCGCCGCGCAAUUGAACAACAAUGAAGAACCGGGACUCAACGGGUCCUGGGUGGCGCUGGAAAUGAAUGGAAACACUCAACCGCAGAACCUCAGUUUGCCGUCGCUGCUGGGGAACGGGAAUGAAGGCGAGUCCCAGGCUUCGCAGGCCAUUCAGGAGGAAGCAGAAGUGUUAACCGGAGGACUCGAGCACGUCCCAUCAUCCUCCUCUAUUCAUAAUGGAGACAUGGAGAAAAUAUUACUGGACGCCCAGCAUGAGUCCAGCCCCAGCAGCUCCUCCUGCAACAGCCCACCGCGACCACACAGUCCAGAGCACGAUGAGGGACAGAUCAUGUUUGAUGUGGAGAUGCCCAGCGAGAGAGACUGUCAGUCAGAGGAUGAUGGUUUGGAGAAGGACAGAGAUGAUGACAUUCUCAUGAAUAAAGGAGAGAGUUGGGUGGCAGACUGGUCCAGUCGACCAGAAAACAUUCCCCCAAAGGAGUUCCACUUCCGCCACCCGAAGCGCUCUGGAUCUGUGUCUCUCAGCAUGAGGAAGACGGGCGCUAUGAAGAAAGGUGGCAUGUUUUCUGCAGAGUUCAUCAAAGUUGUCAUGCCGUCGUUGCUGCUCACUCACAUCCUCGCCCUGGGACUGGGGAUCUACAUUGGAAAAAGGUUGAGCACACCUUCCACCAGCUCGUUCUAAGACCCCAGUGCCUGGACGUCCCGUCUCGAGUGGAGAAAAAGCAGUGGCCAAACAUGUGUGAUAAAUCUCUCUCUCUCUCAUCCACCCCACUGGCAUCUAGUGUUUGGUUCCGUGGUCCUGGUUCCACUGGUUCACCUGCCGUUUCUUGCUAUCUAAUGCCGUGGCUUUUUGACUUAUAGAUGUAGAUGUUUUUCUUUUUCUAAUUUGCAAAGGUACUAAAUUUUUUCUUGACCCUCUGUACACGCUGUUUUUACACGUUUGAGUUAGCUAUCUAGUCUAGUUAUCUAUCCAUCACUACAUCCAGACAUUUAUUUCAGUGACUGAACGGAGAGUCUGCAGUGGGUUAGUGAUGUACAGCGAGAACGUUCAACAUCUCAUUUACUCUGUUUGGUACCACAUGACAGAAUCACAGUAUUGUGCAGUAUUAAAGUGAAUUGGCUCGUAUCAAGAAAACUGAAUCUGUGAGGGUUCCGGCGUUUAAUUCAAAAUCCUUUUUAUUCUUUAAAUGUAUUAUGAGCUUGAUUUUUAUUUAGUGUUUUAUGGGAAUGAAAGCUUCGUUUAAAGAUAGCCAUGUGGUGCUUUAUAUGUGUUAGUGUUCUCGUUGCAUUCCAGCACUUCUGUCAAUGGGGUUAAGUUAGUUGUUCAUAUAACAGCAACACAAACACACACAUUUGCCUCGAUGCAUAUCCUGCUGCUUCACACCGGGUUCACGGCGGUCUCUGACUGUGUAUCUCAGUGCCAAAGUGUUUCCACUUUGAUAGUACAUCUGCCAACCCAACAGGAGUUUCCAUGCACCUCGCGCGGACAUGUUUUAAAGACCAUCGCUGCAGACUCUGUUUAGCUGUUUAUUUAUCCCACGUUAUAACAACACCGUGAACUGUUGAUAUUCCUUCAUGAAUGAAAGUACAGUAGGUGUGUAUUAUAAGCUAUUAUAUGUACAUUUGUCAGGACGGUAGAGACAGUACCCCAUAUUGUAUUCCAUAUGGCGUGUACUUUGUGCAAUGUAGUGUAGCUUUACAAAUAAAUUACUCAUCAUGUCCGAGUCAAAUUUCCCACCAAGAUCAAAAAUAAGAUGGGGAUUUCAAAUCGUAAUGCUUAAAUAUAGAGACGUUUUCGUUUGAGGAGAAUUGUGGCCUCGGUGUUCUUGGCACGCUUUGUAAGCUUCACUCUUAUGUAUUUUAGUAACACUUUAACGUUUUAUGAAGCAGAUUUUUUGCACCCAGAUCUUUGUCGCACCUUUCUCACCUUAUGCUUUUACUAUCUCAGAGGGAGAGUGGAUUUUGCGUGACUUUAACUGUGCACCUGUUUUGAGCCCUAUUGCAUGCGUGUGUUAUGAUGUAGGAGGUGAAACUGACCCCUGCGUGGGGCAGAAGAAGAACUGUGAAUGGAGAAGUUGUAGCUCAAGUCAGUAAUGAUAAACUAGCCCUGCCCUGUAUGUGUGGGGUGGGAUCACGAUCGUUUAUGUUUUACUCACAUUGUUAUGUUUUCUCUCUCUCUAAUAUAUCUUUGUUGUUGCUUUUAUUUUUUGCUUGAAUCAUGAGUGUGGAUUCUGGAGGGCGGGGCCCUCGUGACUGACAGCUCCUGGAUGUGUUUCCUUUUGAUAGCGACUGGAGCGAUGAAGCAACGAUCGUGUAGUUUCUUUUAAUUUGUCAGAUGGAGGAAAGCUGAAUAAUAUUAAAAUGACAAAUAUAACCUGA
Triplophysa rosa is the source of this 2469-nucleotide messenger RNA. RefSeq names its product BCL2 interacting protein 3 like a (gene bnip3la). NCBI's taxonomy places the organism in Eukaryota, Metazoa, Chordata, Actinopteri, Cypriniformes, Nemacheilidae. Gene Ontology annotation, biological process: defense response to virus; mitochondrial outer membrane permeabilization; positive regulation of apoptotic process. Gene Ontology annotation, cellular component: mitochondrial envelope; nucleus; mitochondrial outer membrane. The record is from RefSeq and is a predicted model, not a curated record. The transcript is spliced from 6 exons. The coding region runs from base 80 to 772 and encodes 230 amino acids.